Messenger RNA from Chara braunii, 785 nucleotides. NCBI's taxonomy places the organism in Eukaryota, Viridiplantae, Streptophyta, Charophyceae, Charales, Characeae. The record is from the annotation of a GenBank genome assembly.
AUUCGACAAUAGUCACAUGAGGGGCAUCCAUAUAUGGAGGAGUAUGGCGUCAGAGACUCGCAAGUGAAUGGAGGAGGUACACCGAUGCGAGCGCCAUGUUCCCCUGCACCCAGGGAUGAGGUGCAUGAUGUGUUGGACGAGAUGGAGGGGAGCGAUAUAGGAGUUCAAGGUUGCGAUGUUGGUGAUAUGGGUGGCGGUGUGGACAUCGCAGGGGAGGAUGUGGUCAUGACGUCGCGUCGGGUGAGGGGUGGCAAUACACCUAUUCAGGGGGACGCUGGGAGAAAUAGGGGGAAGCGGAGGGUGAGGAAGGAGGACGUCAUGCCAACACAACCCGUGAAGAGGGUCCGCCAGACCAUGAUUAACGAGAUCUACGAUGCGGACAAGCAAGUUGUGUUUAGCGAUACGUUCUUGCAGUGCGUGGACGGCGUUGCCAUUUCGUUCCAUGCGUUCAAGAGACGGUCCUCGAGGAGGGUGAGGAAGGCAAAGGCAUCAGACUUGCCUCAAGGAGUGCGCCUGUGAUUUCCCUCCUUCGAGGAAUCGGGGGGGGUGGCGUCCCUUCGAGCGGGAGAAGGUGGCGUCCAUGCUACGGGAGGUUCAAAAGACAUUCAGUCACAGUGGCGCCUCCAUCUUGUCAGAUGGUAGGAAGUCGUGAGAUGCAUGGUCGAUCGUGAACUCCCUCGCUGCGGUCGACAUUGACACGCUCUUGUAUGGCAUUGUUUGUCGGGACGGCUCAGUUCCUUAGACGGGGCACAUUGUUCUUCGCAAGUGCAACGCCAUUACCCCGU